Molecule: messenger RNA, 2594 nt
Organism: Brassica oleracea var. oleracea
Lineage: Eukaryota; Viridiplantae; Streptophyta; Magnoliopsida; Brassicales; Brassicaceae
Product: putative transcription elongation factor SPT5 homolog 1
Biological process (GO): transcription elongation-coupled chromatin remodeling; translation; regulation of DNA-templated transcription elongation
Cellular component (GO): ribosome; DSIF complex
Molecular function (GO): structural constituent of ribosome; mRNA binding
Source: RefSeq, a predicted model, not a curated record
CUCUCUGAGUCAUUUCCAAGGGUUGUCCCAAACAAUUAAUAGAUUCUAGGUAUGGGGAUUCCAGAUUAGAUACCCUAAUUACUGCAACCAAACCAUGCCGCGCAACAGAGAGGACGAUGAUGAUGUAGACGAAGACUACGAUGGAUUGGAAUUAGAGGAAGAAGAAGAAGAGGAAGAGGAAGAUGGAGCGAGUCGCGGCGGCGGCUGGAGGCGGAAGAGAGGAAGAUGAAGUUUUAUUGAUGAUUAUGCGGAGGACGAUUCGCAGGAAGACGAAUAUGAUGAUGAUGAAGAUUAUGGGAGCCGCGGAGGAAAAGCAGUUGGAGCUAGGAGCUAAGAGCUAAGAGAAAGAAGUCUACAGCUUCGAUUUUCUUAGAUGACAUGGCUCACCAGGUUGAUGAUGACGAUGAAGAGGAAGACGGAGAUGCAGAAGACGAUUUCAUAGUGGAUGCUGGUACUGAUCUUCCCGAUAAGCGUGGUGAUAGGCGGCGGUAUAACGACCGUGGUUUGUCUUAUGCAAAAGUUCGUCGACCGAGGAUCAGAUUUGCAAAUCAGAUCUGUUGUUGCCCUUGAUCAUUUUAAAAACUAUAUUUAUGUUGAAGCAGACAAGGAAGCUCACGUGAAAGAGGCAAUCAAGGGCAUGCGGAAUAUAUAUGCUAAUCAGAAGAUCUUACUUGUCCCUAUAAGAGAAAUGACAGAUGUCCUUUGUGUUGAAAGCAAAGCUAUUGAUCUAUCUCGAGAUACGUGGGUUAGAAUGAAAAUCGGGACGUACAAAGGUGAUCUUGCUAAGGUGGUUGAUGUUGAUAAUGUGCGGCAGAGGGUCACAGUCAAGUUAAUUCCGAGAAUUGAUCUGCAGGCUCUAGCUUCUAAGCUGGACGGAAGAGAAGUUGUGAAGAAAAAAGCCUUUGUUCCACCUCCACGUUUCAUGAACAUUGAUGAAGCUAGGGAAUUGCACAUACGUGUUGAGCGUCGGCGUGAUCCCAUGACCGGUGAUUACUUUGAAAAUAUUGGUGGCAUGCUUUUCAAAGAUGGUUUCAUGUACAAAGCAGUAUCAUUGAAGUCCAUCAUUGCUCAGAAUGUUACACCAACUUUUGAUGAACUUGAAAAAUUCAAUAGGCCAAGUGAAAAUGGAGAGGCCGAAUUUGGUGGUCUGUCAACUUUAUUUGCAAACAGAAAGAAAGGUCACUUUAUGAAGGGUGAUGCAGUCAUCGUUAUCAAGGGGGAUCUAAAAAACUUGAAAGGUUGGGUUGAGAAAGUAGAUGAAGAAAACGUUCUGAUCAGAUCAGGAAUGAAAGGUCUCCCUGAUCCUCUUGCUGUAAAUGAGAAAGAGCUCUGCAAAUACUUUGAGCCUGGAAAUCACGUGAAGGUUGUUUCUGGGACCCAUGAAGGAGCAACAGGCAUGGUUGUCAAAGUUGAUCAACAUGUGCUUAUCAUUCUGUCUGACAUGACCAAAGAACAUGUCCGCGUGUUUGCUGAUCAUGUUGUUGAGAGCUCAGAAGUGACAACUGGUGACCAUGAUCUUGUCCUUCUGGAUAACCCUAGUUUUGGAGUAAUUAUACGUCUAGAAAAUGAAGCUUUUCAGGUUCUUAAAGGGAAUCCUGACAGACCAGAGGUUGCUCUUGUCAAACUCAGAGAAAUCAAAUGCAAACUCGAUAGGAAAAUUAGUGUCCAAGAUCGCUACAAAGUGAGUACCUUUACAGACUGGCGCUGUGGGUUAUCUUUCUCAACGCUAAUUAUCUCAUGCCAAUUAAUGCGUACAUAAUAGGGUAAACAAGGUCCCGUAAGGCAUAUAUAUAAAGGAGUCUUAUUUAUAUAUGAUCGGCAUCACCUUGAGCAUGCUGGAUUUAUAUGCGCUAAAUGCACAUCAUGUAUUGUUGUUGGUGGAUCACGUUCUGGUGCUAAUAGAAAUGGUGGGGAUUCAUUAUCAAGGUUUAGCAAUUUCAAGGCACCUGCCCCAGUACCCCCAUCCCCAAGACGAUUUCAACGCGGAGGCAUGGGAUAUAACGCUGGAGGGAGGGGAAGGGGUGGAAGGGGAGGGGUGGAAGGGGAGGGAGACGAUUCUUUGUUGGGUACUACUGUCAAAAUCCGCUUAGGACCUUUCAAGGGAUAUAGGGGACCUGUAGUAGAAGUUAAAGGAGAUUCAGUGCGUGUAGAGCUUGAGAUGAAGAUUGUGACAGUUGAUCGGAAUGCAAUAUCGGAUAAUGUUUCUGUGAUAACACCUUCUCGGGAUAUAUCUCGGUAUAGUAUGGGAAGCGAAACACCUAUGCAUCCUUCACGGACUCCACUUCAUCCUUAUAUGACUCCAAUGCGGGACUCUGGAGCUACACCGAUCCAUGACGGUGUGAGGACACCCAUGCGUGAUCGAGCUUGGAAUCCUUACACGCCUAUGAGCCCACCUAGGGCUGUUUGUUUCAUUGACGUAGGUUCCUGCGGCUGAGUCUGUUCGUUUCGAAGACGCAGGACAUUGCCGCAGCCGCAGACGCGGAAAAUAGAUUUAGUUCUGUUAAUUUGGUUGCCGCAGACGCAAUUUUCUUUUAUUUCAUAUUUUAAUUUUAUGAAUUCGUAAAGUUGUAUUUUAAAUAAAUAAAAUGUAGAUU